UGGUGCAGGCUUCCACCGUAGAUAAAGCCCACUUCCUGGUUUAGGCUCAGCUUUUUGGUUGGACCCCUACGCACUUGUUCAACCCCACCUACACACACCCACUCAAAACGACACCUAGCAGAAAAAAAAAGAAAAAAAAUCACCCAAACAUGAGCUGAGCUUAAAUCAGCGACUGACUGCACAACACCUACAUUAAUGAUGACUUUUUUUUGCAUUUGGAAGCUGUUUCAUGCUAUCCUGUGGAUUCAACUUGAAUUGAUGCCUGCGAUAGACAGCAAUGCUGGACUAAACAAUAUUGUGUCAAAGCAAGACAUUUUGCUCAUAAGCGAUGAUGAAAAGCCAAACUGUUUCACUCGCACAAGACGGGAUUUCACCUGCUUCUUUGAGACCCCAGACAACAGGACACGUGACUUUCACUAUACAAUUAACAGGAAAGAGAAAGAGUGUAAGAUGUCCAUCCAUGGAACAGAAAAUGGAACCUUUCUGCAUGUCUGUUCGUUUCCCCCUGCGGAUGUCACCCUUUACACUGAAACAAAAAUCAAAGUAGUGGAUUGCACCAAUAAUACCAAUUUGUACGCUCGGACAGUCAACAUGGAGGACCUCUGCCUGCUGGACCCGCCCUUCAAUGUCUCUCUACAGCCAGGUGAUAAUGCGGGAGAACUCAAGGUUUCCAUAGAAACAGCAAAGUUAAAAUACAUACCACGAAAGGAAUAUAGAAUUCGCUACUCUUCCAUGACCCAUGGUGAAAAAACAUUAGAGGUUCGACAAAGCAGAAACUUCUCGAUGGUAUUGGGAAAAAACGUCCUCUUGAUCUCAGGGGAAAGUAAGAAGCGCGAUCAGCACCUUCCUGCGGACCUACUGGUACCAGGCGAGGAGGUUGUGGUCCAGGCUUCUGUAAAAUGUGAUAAUUCCGCGAGAGCACAUCCUGGAUAUUGGAGUGCCUGGUCAAAGCCCGCGAGAGCAAUAGUUCCCGUAUUUGCACAUAAUAUCUCGCUGGCGUGCUUCACCUCGGACCUGCAAAACAUUACCUGUCGUUGGAACAGCACCAAAUAUGGGGCAGAAAAUGAAUACAAGCUCUUCUACAACGCGAGUCCGAGACAAUCUCAGACCUGGACUGGGUGGAUUAAAUGUGAGGAAGAUGGACACGUCCAGGAUACAUGUUCUUUUCGUGGAGAUAGGUUUGGAAAAAUAAAGGUCAAGCUCAACAGCACUGCAGCUGCUCUCAAACCCUCGUUCCUCAGUGACGAGUUCACACUCGAAAAGUCCAUUAAAAGUGUCCCACCAAGUCAUCUGAAAGGACGAGUGGAGAAGAAAAGGGUUUGCUUGGAGUGGGAAGCUCCUCUACCGUCUCUGUCGAGCCAUCUGAAAUACGAGGUUGACAUUCAGAUCAAAGGAGGUGAAAACUGGACGAAAACAAAAUUGGCAAACCCUAGCAUGUGUGAAGAACUUCCAUCAGGCUGCGAGUUCAGCGUUAAGAUUAGAGCGAAACCGGAUGGAUCGACUUAUUCAGGAUACUGGAGCGACUGGUCGGAUGUCUUCUCAGGUGUCACCCCAAAGGACACAGACACGUUGGUUAUUAUGUGGAUCUGUGUCUCCAUGGCAGUCAUAGUUGUCAGCUUCGUCGCAGCCUUUUUCCUUCACUACAGGAAGCUUGAGCAGUAUUUUUGGCCACCUGUCCCCAACCUUGAAAAAGUUCUUCAGGGUUUUCUGAUGGACAUCAACCAGCAGAAAUGGAGUCCUCCAGUCACAGCAAAGCAGAGCUUUGAAGAAACAACUUCCUCUGUGUUGGACGUCAUUUCCAAUGACAUUCCAGUACUGGACAAACCUUCCGAAGAAUCCGUCAACCUUCUCUCAUCCAAUGGAAGCUUUUCCUCCAAAGAACCGGCAGAUGAAAGUUCUGGGAGCGAAGUCCUGAGAGAUUAUGUCACUCUAAAUAAGGAUCUGACCAUUGUCUGUCUUAAAGAAAACUGUUAUGUUUAUGAGGAGUUUAAAGAUGGAGAAGAUCCUGAGACAGGAAAUAAGCUCCUUAAAACAUGUUCCUGUCUUAAGCCUUGCUCAUGCAGUAACUAUUUUAACCGUUCUUACCUACUUUUGGCCCAGUCUACAGAUGGCUUUACUGACAAUAUCAGUGUUGGACAGCAUGUCAGGAACCCCUACACCAACGUUCCCCUUUUGGGAACCACGUAACCUCUGUAACAACACAAGGGCUAAAAUACAACAUGCAGCGACAGUUUUUAAAUGCUUUAGUUAACAUUAAGCUCAGUUAUUAGCAAUUCAUUUUGUGCUCUUUGUAAGAAACAAUAGAGUUGUAAUACUUUUUAAGUAUUUGUGAUAGUGUUGUAAUCGAGUUUAAAACGAAAGUUCAAGCUGGAAGACUCACCUCUGAGCACCUGCAUCCACUGAUCGCCUCCUCAAGGGUCCGCGCCCCAGCUAAUCUGUGUCGAGUCCUUAUUCUUUCAUCCCACAGGACCCUGCUUAACAGCUGCUCCACCCAUGGAUUCUCCUGCUCUUCAACUGAGCUUAGACCCUCCUCCACCCCAUCUCCUCCUCCGCAAUCUCAAACUUCACCUGACUACUUCUCCCCUAUGGCCUCCACCACCCCGGGGGGGAAGACUUCACUAAUCCUAAUCCUAAAAUGAACAUCCAAGAUCAUAGACAUUCGCAGCUUUGACGUCUUCUGCUGGGGUCCUAGCAUCAAAGAACUUUUUAUUUUUUUUUUGUCAAAUAUCUCUAAUUGCCUCUUUUCUUUCUCUCCAAAUCGAAAUAUACUUAUAUUACAAUGAAUGGGUAUUUUUAAAGUUAAUGAAAAAGCUGAAGCAUGUGUAUCACUGAUGUUUCUUUUUUUUCAUGUUUUUUUCCCUUUUAUGUAUUACAAAGCUUGUAUACUACACAAAAAACAUGUGUUUUUAUGUAUAAUACAUUUGAAAUUUCUGAUAAAAAAAAUCAGGAUUCAUGAAUAUAGCAUAUUGUAUUAUCGUAUGUAUGUAAAUAGACCGGAGUCUUUUUUAUUUUCUAUUCUGGACGUUUCUUUAGAGAUAAUUUAGAUUACCUUUUUUUCUUCUUCUUUUCAUUGCUUGUCGUUGUGUAUAACUGUCUGUGUGUUUGCCACUGUCACACGGAAUAUUCCCAUUGCGGGACAGUAAUGGAAUUCCUAUUCUUAUGUUGCAGUACGGAAAACCCUUAAAAGGUAUAUCAUUUGAAUGAAGUAUUAACCAGAAUUGGAGACAGAUAGAAAAUUAAAACAGAAAUGAUAUAUAGGAAAUUCUUUAAAAUUCCAAACUUUAUUAAAUAUCCUAUUAUGUAAGCGUUCCAUCCAUCAAUCCAUUAAGCCAUCAAUUUUUGGAUGUUUAAAAUAAGAAUUUUAAUCACUGUAGAAUUUUUUUUUUUCCUUUUUGUUGUAAAUAAUAAUAAUAAUAAUAAAACAAAUUCAGAAAUCGGGUCUGGAAAAAGCUUGGAUAUGUCAUACUUGAUUGAAACCAGUAGGUGGCAGCAAACACCAACCUGCUGAUGUAUGUUUCUACAAUGAGGGACUUCGAGGUAACUCCAGCUGACUCUGAACCAAAAACACAAAUUCACAGUUUCCCAGGCCUUAUGAUCUUAUCCAUAAUGGUUUAAGAUGUAGAUAGAUUCAUACUUUUUUUUGUCCCCACGGGAAGAUGAUGAGGAUAAGGAUUAAGAUGCCAUUAUCAGGUUUACAGUGAUUUUCACUCAAAAGAUGAAUAAAUGACCCACAACACAGACGAAUGCUAAUGUUAAUUUAUUAAUAAAACUGGAGAAAAAGGCUCAAGUAAAGAGGGGUCCAACAGUUUGAAAUAAAACCAAAACACCUGAGAUGAAACAAUAACACACUGGAACUGGAUGAGGACAUGCAUGAAAUGGCGUAAACCCUACAGGUUUAAUGUUUCAACA
Molecule: messenger RNA, 3909 nt
Organism: Fundulus heteroclitus (mummichog)
Lineage: Eukaryota; Metazoa; Chordata; Actinopteri; Cyprinodontiformes; Fundulidae
Gene: mpl
Product: MPL proto-oncogene, thrombopoietin receptor
Exons: 13
Coding region: 196-2187 (663 amino acids)
Biological process (GO): cytokine-mediated signaling pathway; methylation; hemopoiesis
Cellular component (GO): external side of plasma membrane
Molecular function (GO): cytokine receptor activity; protein binding; methyltransferase activity
Source: RefSeq, a predicted model, not a curated record